GGGAGAGAGUGUAUGUAGGCAUGCAAGUGAGACUCCAGGGAAGGAGUGACAGGCAAAGAGGGGAAGAAAGCCAGAGCGACAGAGGGGAUCUCUGAGGAUACACGGAUGAGAAAGAGGUGUGGGGGAGCCAAGGAAGAGGAGCCCGAGUGUGUAUCGCCCAAGGGGGAGUUCAUACACACCGCAGACAGCACACACACUCCAGCGGGCACUCGGCACUGUUUCCCUGACAACUAGAAUGGGCUGCAAUUUGUGCACCUUGCAGAAACGGGAGGAACACUACAAACUGCUCUACGAGAUCGCACAGGUAAAUGGUUUGGCCAAGGUCGAACAUGAUGAAGCAGUGGUGGAGGCCAUCAGGCGAGACCCUAUCGUUGUCCAGGUUCUCCGACGUACCCCCACCAGAGCCGCGGCGGCUGUCGUACAAAACGGCACCAGCUCGCCGCAGGACGUGUGUGUGGUCGAUGUGUGCACGCAAACAGACAUCACCUUUGAACAUAUUAUGGCACUGGCCAAGCUUCGGCCUGCUACCCCACCAGUCCCUGACAUUUGUCCCUUCCUGCUGUCUGACAGCUGUCACUCAAUCCACACUAUGGAACAUGAGUUUUAUGAAUGUCCAGAGUACCUGUCUAACACCACAGCAGAUGUGGAGAGGAUCGUAGAGUAUGAGUAUGAGGAAGUGGAGCUAUGCAGGCAGAACAGCCAAGAAAAGCUGGGCCUGACACUGUGCUACAGGACUGAUGAUGAGGAGGACACUGGGAUCUAUGUGAGCCAGGUUGAGCCGAACAGCAUAGCGGCAAAAGACGGGCGCAUAAAGGAAGGAGAUCGUAUUCUGCAGAUAAAUGGCUGUGAAGUACAAGACAGAGAGAAGGCUGUUGCCCUGUUGUCAAGUGAAGAAGCAAGGAGCAUCACACUACUGGUGACAAGGCCAGAAAUCCAGUUAGAUGAGGAGGCUGGAUGGCUGGACGAUGAGCAACAGGAGCUCAUGGAGGAGAUCCUCGAGGAGAGGAGGAAGCAGAAGGAACAUGGCUUUGACAGGGGAGAUGAGAAUCAAGCUGAAGAAGGGAUGACAACAGACACAGCUACAUGUUCUUCCAACAAUCAAGACAGUGGGUUUGGACGCAGUACGGACAGUCCGGAGCACCAACCACUGCUGGCUAAACUCCAAAGAAGGAGCCCAGCUCAUUGCCUAAGGGAGCGGUGGCGGGCAGAGCAUCCCCACACCAAGCGAGGAGCUGUUGUCCCACGGGAAAACCAGAGCACGAGAACACUGUCCACAGGCCAAGGCCACGAAGGGGUAGGGAGUGUUCGCAAUAGUGGAGGUGGGAUCUUAGGUUUGGAGAAUCGCUUCCAGCAACUCUUGGAGCUCAAGUGUCAGAUCCGAAACGGGGGUGAGUGUGGGGUGUACUCAAUUCGACACAGUAUAGAGUGUAGCCUUACUGAACAAGGGGGAGAGGAUGCCGAUUGCGUAGAUGACAUAGGGGGAGGGGUGGAGCAGGAGUUGAGGAUGCUAAACGAGGAACUGCGCAGCAUUGAGCUCGAAUGCCAGAGCAUUAUGCAGGCCCAUCAGCUUCGCCAGUCCCAUCAGCAGGAGCACUCACAGCCGUCGCCCUGUUCACCAGGAAGGAGCACCAAAGAUGGACACAAGCGGCACAGCAGGCUGGCUGACAUUCACGAACACCCAGAGAGGUUGGAAGCCGAUAAGAUGCGCGAGAAGGAUAGCUCCAGUGCCUACAACACAGCAGAAAGUGCACGCUCAACACCACUGGGUAUGGAGAGAUCUCCUGACCACUCUCUGCAGAGACACAUCAGCAUUACCAACCAGAAAAACCUCAGACUGGCUUCUUCAACACCCUCAAGCCCUAUUCCUAUCCCCAAGCCCCAGGGCACAUCUAGUCGUAGCAGACAAGCAGAUCCAGGUCCUGUAAUCUCAAGCAGCCCUGAUCAGAGCAACCCUUCCAGGUCUGAGUCGGACCCUGCUCUGCCUGCAGAUGAUGAGAGGUGUGAGAAGAAAGGGAGGACCAGAGAGUCAAGGAGAGGGCUUCCUUAUGCUUCUUCAUAUCACACGACCCCUUAUCAUGGCCAGGGAGGAUCUAAGCAACUUCAGAGCUACAUGCAACUGCUACAGCAGCAUUCAUCCGUGGAGUAUUCGCAGAGCCAGCUGAGUCUCCUCAGUGUCUGCCGAGAUCCCGUGCACCGUAACGGACGCCCUGGGGAACCACGACUAGAGUGGAAGGUCAAAGUUCGAGCUGACGGGACGCGAUACGUUGCCCGGAGGCCUGCUCGUGAUCGCAUACUGAGGGAGAGGGCGCUAAGGAUCAGAGAGGAGAGGAGUGGAGGCAUGACCACAGAUGAUGACGCCAUGAGUGAGAUGAAGAUGGGCCGCUACUGGAGCAAAGAGGAGAGGAAGCAGCACCUGGCACGUGCCAGGGAGCAAAGAAAGAGGAGGGAGUUUAUGCAAAAGAGCCGCCUGGAGUGUUUAAAGGAGGGACCACUGAGUGGAGCUGAAGGCAGGAAGGAGAUCAAUAUCUUGGAGCUCAGUCACAAAAAGAUGAUGAAGAAACGAAAUAAAAAGAUCCUGGAUAACUGGAUGACUAUUCAGGAGCUGAUGAGCCAUGGGGCCAGAGUCCCAGAGGGCUCCAAAGUCCAUAAUGCCUUUCUUUCUGUCACAACUGUGUAAUAAAAGAUAUUAAGUCAGGUAGACAGCAAUCGAGGAACUACUGCUUGUUUUUUCUUCUUUUUUUUAAGUGUACAUUUCUGAGAUUAAAUCAAAUACGUUAACGCCGAAGACGUCUGUAGCAUUCCCAAAGCAACUCUGGAACUAACACUUUAAGAAUGUUUGAAUAGUUCAACAAUCAAUUGCAAGACCUCGGCCAUACAAACUGUUUUUUACGCUGGCAUUUUGGUAAUGCUCCCUGCUUCUGGUAGCGCGUUGGUUCAAACAGAUUCACGUAACAGACUGAGGGACCAACACAUUAACCUUGUGUAUACCAUGUACUGUGUCUCCAUUACUCUCGUUUCUUUUGUGUCAUUGCACAUGAAGCGACUUCACUUGCCUCGAUCGAGGUGUUUGGCUGUUUUUUUUAUAAUGGGGGAAAUACGAUAUUUUUCACACAGCUUUUUGUAAAGAAAUUUUUACACUGAAUGUCAAAGUACUGUAAGCAUUUUAUUCUAAUUUCUUAUUUAUGUUUAUUACCACCAAAUCGUCAAUGUCAGAAGUGACACUAAUUGAUUGUAUUGUAGCCCGCAGUGAGAGAGACCUCAUUACACUGCUAAAGGACUACGACUCCACAUCUAAAACCACUGCUUUUAUUGUGUUGAUAAAGUCACUUGAGUCAGACUUGUCUGAUAAGCAGCACUGAAUUUAAGGCACUGAAAGACUCAAUUUUGCCAUCUCAAAAGCUCAUUUUGUUCAUGAGCUGGGAGGGCUUUUUUGAUACAGCUUUACCUCAACUUACAGAACAAACUGACCUGUCAAGUAUUUGAAUUUUGGGGCAAAAGGAAUGGCUGACCUUCAACCCUCCCUUUGAAACAUAAUCGCGUGAAUUGUGUUAAACAUGUUAAACAGACUCUUAUUUAUAUUGUUUACUGUCGUUUGUAUUUAUUGUAAAUUCCUUUUUAUAGUCUGUCUAAAAUGUUUCGGUGCAGCUAGCCUUGAAAAGGCAACACUUUUCAAGGUGCUGUCAAUGAAAAUGUAUAAUAUUUGCAGCCUUUCAACUCAGUCUGCUGUUUUCACUGUAAAGUUAAUUGACGAGGCCUUGAGUUCAGUAUUUGUUGAUGGUGAU
This is a messenger RNA of Maylandia zebra (zebra mbuna), 3782 nucleotides long. It is a transcript of the gene pdzrn4, whose product is annotated as PDZ domain containing ring finger 4. The record is from RefSeq and is a predicted model, not a curated record. Gene Ontology annotation, molecular function: protein binding. NCBI's taxonomy places the organism in Eukaryota, Metazoa, Chordata, Actinopteri, Cichliformes, Cichlidae.